Rhododendron vialii is the source of this 2575-nucleotide messenger RNA. Its product is annotated as protein gamma response 1-like. Gene Ontology annotation, molecular function: double-strand/single-strand DNA junction binding; single-stranded DNA binding; Y-form DNA binding. Bases 229 to 2319 code for a protein of 696 amino acids. Gene Ontology annotation, biological process: double-strand break repair via homologous recombination; DNA double-strand break processing involved in repair via single-strand annealing. Gene Ontology annotation, cellular component: site of double-strand break. The transcript is spliced from 3 exons. The record is from RefSeq and is a predicted model, not a curated record. Lineage: Eukaryota; Viridiplantae; Streptophyta; Magnoliopsida; Ericales; Ericaceae.
AGAACUAGAACCCGCCCAAAUUCUCAAAUCAAACAGGUGGUACCUUCUCUCGGACCAACAAGAAUAGGUGCGAGCUCGCUCGCUCUCUCUGUGGGCGCGUGUGUUCAUCUCUCUAUAUCUCUCGCCCGUCAUCUCUCUCUCUCUCUCUCCCUGUUUGCUGUUUUCGAUUACUCCAUUGGAGCGGCAUUGUAUAAGAUUAAGUUUCUGUCUUCCAACUUGAUCCCAGUGAUGGAACAGAAUCUCCAAAAAUCGCCACAGCUGGGUCAUCCCCUUGACAUUGAUGACACAAAGUAUGUAUCUGGGCUUAGUACUAUACUGGUUGCCACAAUUCAGGAAGCAAAAGACAGAAUUUCUCAGAUAGAAUAUAUUUUCUGCAGCCAGCUCUUCCCAAAUUUUCAAUCACAAUCUAAAAGCUUGCAGAAAAUUUAUUCUGAGGCUAGAAAAGCUGCAGAAGAUGCAUGGAAAAAGAAGGAAAAUGAUCUCUUACUGGCAAUAGAAAAUCUUCAGCAUGAAAAUAAACUGAUCCUAGAAGAAAAUCGCUCCCUGAAGUUGGAGAAGUCAAAGUUUGUAAACCAUGAAGAUUUAUUCCCAAAGAAGAUUUAUGAGCUCCAAGAAGAGCUAAAACAGCCGUUCAAAAAAGAAGAAGAUCUACAACAGAAGACUGUAGAAGUAGCCAAUGGUGGGAAAAUGCAAAUAGAUUUACUUGAAGCUCCUGAAGCAAAAGCUGCUGUCCAAAUAAACAUGGAAAAGAUUGUGGAGGAGCUUGAAGAGAAAAAAAACCUGCUUUUGAAGAAACAAAGAGCUUUAGAGCUUGAAAAUCAGGAAGUUCGAGGAGAGCUCCUGAGAAAGUUCAGGGAAGUUGAUGAGGGAAUGGAAUUGCAGAAUAAAUUGCUUCAAUUGGUUCAAUCAAGGGCAACUUUGAUAGUGCAAAAAGAAAAACAAUUGAAAGAGCAGGAAGAAAAAACAAAUGUGCUUCUUGCCAAACUUGAAAGUUUAGAGAAAGAUUUUUAUGUGAUUCAAGAGAACCUUAGUGCAAAAACUGAUGAAGUAGAGAAGGAAAAGGAGUUGUGUGAGAAGUUGCUUGAAGAAAAUGAAUCACACCUCUUAAGUAGUGUUACGAAUGAACAGCUCUUGAACACUUGCAUUGCAGAAAAUAAAUCACUAACGGUCAAAUUGCAAAAAUUGGAGGAAAGUCUGGAUGGGCUUCAGAAGGAGCUCAGGAUGAGAGCUGAAGAACUGGUAGGGGGUAGAAAAUCACAAAAACAGUUACUCCAGCAGAUAGAUUCGAAUAAUUUGGAAAUGUUGAAGAUUGGACAGCAGUUGGAAGUGCUUGAGAAAGAGAAAACAUUGCUUUUGGCCAAAAUAAAAGGUUUAGAGGAGAAAGUUGAUAAGCUUCAUGUGGAUCUCAGACAGAAAAAUGAUGAGACAUCUGAAGGAAUGGAAUUGCAUGGUAAAUUACUCCAGCAGAUUGAAACAAAAGACUCCGAGUUGCUUUCUGAGAAGAAGAAAAGAAGGGAUGUAAUUGGUGCUUAUAAAAGUCUGAAAUCCCAAUACAACUUUCUGCUUGCAAAAUGUGGUCUUACCCCAGAAAUUAUGCUUCCCUUGAGCAAAAUAGAAGAUGGAAGUGAUUCAUUAAGGCGUAAUUCCAAUCCAGUAACUUCACCUGGUGUUGUCCCAGAUAAGGGGAACAUAGUGCCAAAUGCUGUGAUGGUUUCCUGUGAAAUCACCAAAGAGAAGGAAAUUUUGGAGGAUGACAAAGGAAGGGGAUUAAUUCAAAGAUCAAGCGCCGACUCCCCCUGUACGUCUAGUGAUGCGAAACCUGGCACACUAGCUGGCACAAAGCGUCCAGGCUCUUCUUGGAGAGAGACUAGGUCCCACCAAAAGCGAGGUGGGCUGGACCCACAUGAUGAUUUCCUUGAUACUCCCUUGGAGAAUAUCAGAGGAAACAUGAAAAAGCCCAUGAAGGAAGAAGAAGUCAAUUUACCAUGUCCACUUCCAAAGGACAUGAAUUUUGACAGCUCAGAUGAUGAAACACAGGACGUGAACAGAGACCCUGGCCGACAGAAGCUGCAGAUGCCAGAUGGCACUAGGGGUUUUAAGUACAUUGAACCAGUGAGAAAGAAAGCGGAUAGAGAAAAUCUGAAAGGAAUUGAAUGCAAGCAAUGCAAGAAAUUUUUUGAUGCUGUUCUUCCUGAUGGAGGUAAUAAUCAGCAGCUACGUUGCGAACACCAUGAUGGAGUUUCGAGGCAUCGAUAUAGGUUCGCACCUCCUUUGACUCCUGAAGGGUUUUGGAAUAUUGGGUUUGAAUCUGAAAUGUGAGUUGCUUUACGUUGGAGUUCGAUGGGAAACUUCAGUUAAGUUUAAUUGUUAGUUUAUUCUUGAUGCUUCUAAUGGUCUAGGCUGAACCCAAAACAGCGGGAAUUUUAAAAGAAAUGGUGCGAUCAACCUUCUUCUCCUCCAAAUCUUGAACCAUAGGUUUAUGUAAUGUAAUGGAUGCUAACCCUUUUUGUUUGUCUUCAACAUCCAGAGACACAGUAGGGAUGUUUGAUAACCCAAUUCAGCACUUAAAAGAGCA